AUGGCAAGUCUCGAAAUCGAACGAGUGGGCGUUAUUCUUUUGAAGUCCAGGGGAAACGACCAUCGGCUCAUCGAUCGUCUCUUCGAAGACGCAUUGUUAUGGGUCCAAGUGGAGGAGAUUGCCAACGAGCAGAGCCAUGACUUGUCCGAAUUGAAUGCCCUGUUCGUCGUGGGCGAUGAGUGGAGGCCACCAGACAGAAAAAUACCACUCUUUAAUGUAGUUAACAUAGGGGAAUUGGAGAGGUUCGAAGCCGCGGUUAGUGAGUUUUGCAAGUAUCUCGCGGCAGGUGUCAAAAAUUUGAGAGACACGUCUCAAGAGCUUAUUGGUCUGGAAUUCAACUUGACUUCCAUUAGGGAAGCUCAGAAGUCUACGUCAACAAGCGUGAGCAUGAAGCGUCUCAGCUGGAUUACGUUCAUCUUUCUCCCGCUGACUUUUGUUUCGAGUCUUUUCGGCAUGAAUGUCAACGUGCUAGAGUCAAACCCGCCCUGGUGGAUCUACAUCCCCUUUGCCGUUGUAACGCUGGGGCUGACCAUGGUUGUUUGGUUGACCUUUAAGCGCUACCCAUCUAUUGAGGACAAAGCCGAGAGGAUGUUUCGGAAGGUGGCAGGCUGA
Molecule: messenger RNA, 612 nt
Organism: Fusarium keratoplasticum
Lineage: Eukaryota; Fungi; Ascomycota; Sordariomycetes; Hypocreales; Nectriaceae
Exons: 5
Coding region: 1-612 (203 amino acids)
Biological process (GO): metal ion transport; transmembrane transport
Cellular component (GO): membrane
Molecular function (GO): magnesium ion transmembrane transporter activity; magnesium ion binding; cobalt ion transmembrane transporter activity
Source: RefSeq, a predicted model, not a curated record